Rotaria sp. Silwood1 is the source of this 1782-nucleotide messenger RNA. The record is from the annotation of a GenBank genome assembly. NCBI's taxonomy places the organism in Eukaryota, Metazoa, Rotifera, Eurotatoria, Philodinida, Philodinidae.
AUGUCAGCAUUAAUAUUAAAAGCUGCUCAAGAAUUUUCAACUUUAUUUCUUGGUACAUCUCGUAGUGACGAUUCAGUAGGUGACCGUCUUAGUUAUCGAUAUACAUGUGCUGUACUUAUUGCUUUUACUAUAAUUGUUUCAAAUCGUGAAUUUACAUCAAGACGUAUUGCAUGUUGGGUUCCUGCUUUUUUUACAGGAAACUAUGAAGACUAUACGAAUAAUGUAUGUUGGGUACGUAAUACGUAUUAUAUUGAUGAUACUAGUGAAAUACCUGAUAAUACUGCUUUACGUCAAGAAUCAUCAAUACGUUAUUAUCAAUGGAUAUCAUUUAUACUUCUUUUUCAAGCAUUUCUUUUUUUUAUACCUUAUGUUUUAUGGAGAGUAUUAAGUCAACGAUCGGGUGUUGAUAUACGCGAUAUAGUUGAAGCUGCAUCAAAUUAUAAAAGAGCAAAUGAUGAAAAACAACGUGAACGUUUAAUGAAAUUUAUUAUUUCAGUUAUUGAUCAAUAUGUGGAUGAUCCACGUCGUCAACCAAAUAAUCGUGAAACAAUAUGGUGGAAAAAAUGUUUUCUCGUCUUUUUUCCAUCGUCUGGUCGUUAUAUGGGAGAUUAUUUAAGAAAUUUAUUUUUAUUUAUUAAAGUUAUUUAUAUUACAAAUAUUGUUGUUCAGAUAAUAAUGCUAUCUUUAUUAUUGGGUCAACCAUUUUGGUCAUUAGGUAUUACUGUAGUUCGACUUUUAUAUGAAGGAAAAGGUUGGGAUUUUACAAGUCGAUAUUUUCCUAAAGUAACAUUAUGCGAUUUUCAAAUUCGUGAAGCAAAUGCUUUACCUAUUGCACAUACUUAUACAGUUAUGUGUGUUUUACCAAUUAAUCUAUUUAAUCAACAAAUAUUUACAUUUCUCUGGUUUUGGUUUGUUUUUGUUAUUAUAUUAACUAUUUAUGAUCUUUUUAUAUGGAUCUAUCGAUUAUUUUUUCGACGAGAAACGCAUCUUCAAGAACGUUUAAAAAUAAUGGAUUAUGAAUUAACAAAAACAUGGCCAUUUAAUGAUUUAUGUGGUGAGCAUAUUAACCGAGAAGAUAAUGAACAUAUAAUGAGAGUACAAAGUCGUAUUGAAACCGAAGCUACAACAGGUGAUGAAGUAUAUACAUUAAGUGAUGGAAGAAAAAUUCAUCAUCAAUCGCGAAUGUUUAUUGUUCCACCUAUAUAUUAUGAAGGCAAAGGUCGUACAUUAUUUCAAUUUUUUAAUGAUGAAUAUUUAGAAGCUGAUGGACAUUUUAUUUUACGUAUUAUUGGUACAAAUUCAAGUGAAUUAGUUGCGACUAGAAUUAUUCAUGAAUUAUUUCAAUUAUGUUGUGAAAAACGAUUUAUUCCUAAUCGUGUUGAAAAAUUGGAAAUACCACCACGUGUAACUCUUUAUAAAUAUUUAGUUAUUCAAAAAGAAGGUCAACCACCUCCACCUCCACAACAACAAUUACAACAACCUAAAACACCAAAUUAUGAAACACGUACAAAAACAAAUCCAUUUGCUGCACAUGCAUCAGUUGCACCAUCAGCAUUUACAUCAAUUAGUCAACAACCACCAGAAAUUAAACGACGAACAUCUCAUCAGCCUUCACAAUUAGUAAAUCAACCACGAGCACGUUCUGAUACACUUCCGUUUUUUGAUCAAACAGAAGCAUUACAACAUUUAUCAACAACGAGAAGUGGUAAUGGUUCAAUAUCUUCAAGGCGUGCUCAAUAUUCUUCACACCAUGAGGAACACGAAGAACAAGAAGGUCAAUGA